CUACAGCUGGCUACUAACGCUCUGGAAGAGGCGUUCCAGUAUCGUAUCCUCAACAAUGACAAGGAGCCGAUUGCCGCGUGCCUCUGGGUCUAUGUCGCGGCUGGUUUGUUGGAAGGCGACAUAUGCUCCGCCGAAACAGCCAAUGGGACGCCUGUUGAGACUUCUGUACGUUCUUGGGGAGGUAGAUGUGCAAGUUUUGCCUUUCACACCAAUCUGUGCUCACCGCAUACAGUGAGCGCCAGCACGAGGCUGGAUGGAGCGAACUAUCGAAUAAAUUUUCGCCUAAUUAACAGGCCUGGGAGUGAACUAUUAAAUAAACUUCCACCUUAUUUACGGGCCUGGUGGGAUGAGGUGAGCACGGUGCGCUACAGCGUUGUACACCGAUUCACACCACCACUGUGCCUCAUUGGCGUCCACCCCGACCACCAGUGUCGUGGGCUCGCUACACAGCCUAUAUCUCUCGCGCACUCAAAGUGCCGAGCGGUGACGUCUUUUUCCCGCCAGCUGCUAAAACGGCGAAGGUGCUAG
Phanerochaete carnosa HHB-10118-sp is the source of this 528-nucleotide messenger RNA. RefSeq lists its product as uncharacterized. The transcript has 4 exons. NCBI's taxonomy places the organism in Eukaryota, Fungi, Basidiomycota, Agaricomycetes, Polyporales, Phanerochaetaceae. The annotation marks the transcript as partial. The record is from RefSeq and is a predicted model, not a curated record.